This is a messenger RNA of Penicillium paradoxum, 1149 nucleotides long. Its product is annotated as LysM peptidoglycan-binding domain-containing protein. The record is from RefSeq and is a predicted model, not a curated record. NCBI's taxonomy places the organism in Eukaryota, Fungi, Ascomycota, Eurotiomycetes, Eurotiales, Aspergillaceae. The coding region runs from base 1 to 1149 and encodes 382 amino acids. The transcript is spliced from 2 exons.
AUGGUGUUCCAAGGGAAAUCCAAAGCAAUGAGGUCCAUUAAAAUCCUCGUGCCACUGUUUAUCCAGAUAGCAACCUGUCUGUCAGGGCGCAGCUUUGGUGAUGGUCAUCGCCAUUCAAUCCAGAGGCGUGCUCCACCCGCACCACGCGCAAAUGGCAUCUGUUACACUUACACCAUUCAGCAUGGAGACAGCUGCCCGAAACUUGCCGAGCGCUAUCAUAUCACUACUAGUGAUAUCGAGACUUGGAAUACUGGAUCGUGGGAUUGGAAGGGCUGCAGUGGUGUCAAGCAGGGCGAUUUUGUCUGUCUCAGCUCUGGUGCCUUUCCUAUGCCGGUUGCUCUCCCACAUGCUACCUGCGGUCCUCAAGUCCCUGGGACAAGACGGCCUGCCAACUACGCCGACCUUGCUUCUCUAAACCCGUGCCCUUCGGAUCAAUGCUGUGCUAAAUCGGGUCAAUGUGGUACGACCAAGGCCUCUUGCGAUGCUACCCAGGCCUGUAUCUUCAAUUGCGGGGAUAAGAGCCCCAAGAAAGCCGCGUCCAAGAGCGAUGCGCAAAGUACUGCACCAAAGAUGACCAUUGCUUCAAAGGCGAGCACAACUUCCAGAUCGAGGACGACUAACAAACCUACCACAACUUCACAGGCGACUACAAGUAUAAAAACUACCACAGGUUCGAAAAAGACUACGACCAAGCACACUACCACUUCAACCACUACUACCAAAGAAGAAGUCAAAGCAACCAAGACUACUAGCGAGCUGAAUCCUACUGAAACUUGGUCAAUGAUCCUCUAUGAUAAAGCAAAGUGUGAAGGGGAUUAUUACUCCAUCCAAGGGCAUGAAAAUGACAAAUCAGGCAUAUGCUUUGCUUUGUCAGAGGAUACUAGCACCGAGAUCUCGGAUACGAAGAGGUCUUGCCGAUGGUGGCUUGAUGGUGGUCUCAGCUGGGACACUUGUUCCUCCAGUUCCCUUAAGCGGCCUAAGUCUUGGAGUGUUAUAAACGGCCAGUGCUACGUAUAUAGUGAUAAGAAAUGUGAUAGAGAUAAGUAUGUUGGGUUUAUCGUUGGGACUGCGGGAAAAUGCUACAAAUGGAGGGAUUCGGUUCAUUUUCCUGUGGACGACUGGAACUCAAUGAUUUGUUGGUAUAUGUAG